AUGGCCACACCACACUCCUUCACCUUUUCCCCCGCCGUCCAGCAGUCCCUCGCCCCGACCAGCCGCCGCAACUCGGCCUCCUCCACCCAGCUGCCCCUCCCCAGCAGCCUCUCCCCCCAGCACCAGCAGCAGCAGCCCCGUACUCCGCCCCCCGCGCCGAGCAGCCCCCGCGCAUUCACCUUCUCCAACCCGCGCCCCGCCGACUCGCCCGUCCUGGCCUCCUUUUCCUACGCCCCGCACCCGCACUCCUCCUCCACCCACGCCGGCGGCAUCCAGCCCCCCGCCGCGUUCUUCCGGCCCUCCAAGCCGAUCCACCAGCCCCAGUACUCCCGCCCUGCCUCGCCCUCCUCCAUCAUCCACGUCCCUGCGGACACUCACGAUACCGACCACUUCCCCCUCGGCCCCAUCUCCGCCGGGUACAGCACCGACGAGCACCAUGCCGCCGAGAGUGUGCACGAGCCUCACCCCCCACAGCAGUUUUCCUCCCUCAAGCGCAUCAAGCAGAGCCGCGAGCCCCUCCUCCCCACCUCCUCCUCCGCCUCCCGCCCCUCCAUCAGUGUCACUAGCGCUACCCCCAUGUCUCCCUCCCGCCUUGUCAGGAAUAGUCUAGAUCGCGUCCUCAGCAUCAGUCGCGGCCUCAGCUUCGACUCCAUCCGCCGCUCCGCAAGCGCACAGCGCGAGGACGCCUUCGAGACAAAGCUCUCCGACGAGGAAAACGGCUACUCACCCACCGCCCAGUACGCCGGCAACAGCAAGCACCAUUUCCCCGCCCAGUCCCUCGACGUGCGCAACUCGCAUCAUUCAGGCGUGCACUCUCACUCUCCUUCACAUUCCCACUCGCACUCCAACUCGCACUCGCACUCUGCCUCGCCUGCGCCCUCUUUCAUUCCGACUCCACCCAUCCGCCGCCCGCCUCUCUCCGCUGUACCACUCCUCUCACCCACGACCCACAAGCCUGUGCGGCGGUAUGAGCAGCAUCCAUCGCGCAACCGCUUCUACCUGCGCGGCCGCAUCCUCACAGGAGGAGACACACCCUGGGCCUUUGUCGUCGCCUUUGGCACACUCCUCACCAUCGCUGGCGUGUGGUUUGGCACUACCGCCGUCUGGUGGUGGCACAAUGAGAGUCCGGCGGUGGCGGGUGUUGCAGUCUACAUGGCCCUGUUGACCAUUUCAAGUAUGCUGACUACGGCUACGACGGACCCCGGCAUUUUACCGCGCAACCUUGAUCCUGACCCUCCUUACCCAGCGACAUCCCCCUCGGACGGCGGGAUCCGCGCACCGAUGCCUCGCGAUCUCAAAGUGCGGAGCGAUAUCGUCCGCGUAAAAUACUGCCCGACGUGCAAGACCUACCGUCCGCCGCGGUCAAGCCACUGCAAGAUGUGUGACAACUGCGUCGACGGCUGCGACCACCACUGCCAAUGGGUGAACAACUGUGUGGGGAGGCGGAAUUAUACAACGUUCUUUGCGUUAUUGGUCUUUGCUACGACAACUCUCCUCCUGAUCAUCCUCACCUCGGCGCUGCACCUCUACUUCGUCACGCGGCGCGAGCACAUUGACCUCGCGCACGCGCUGCGCACGGCACAGGGCGUAGGCAGCGCCGUUGCGUUUGCGCUCUCGGUGUGUGUGAUUUGGCCCGUUGGUGCGCUGUUGAGUUAUCAUAUGCGGCUCUUACUCCUUAAUAUAACCACCAUCGAACAAAUACGCAACCAAGCGCACAAAACGCUUAUCCCGGGUCCACCUCCUCCGAAUCCGUUCUCGCAUGGGAGCUGGAAGCGGAAUCUGCUCGCGGUGCUGUGUCGCCCGCAAGGGUUCUCGUGGCUGGACGCUGCAGCGCCGGUGACGGAGGACAAGCGCGAGGUGAAUCCGGGGUUGUUAGAGGGCGAGGGCAUGGACGGAGAGGAGGGGGAGGAGGAAGGGAGGAGUCAUAGUGGACAUGGGCAUGGGCAUGUCGCUGGAGGGCGGUGA
Messenger RNA from Psilocybe cubensis, 1965 nucleotides. RefSeq lists its product as uncharacterized. NCBI's taxonomy places the organism in Eukaryota, Fungi, Basidiomycota, Agaricomycetes, Agaricales, Agrocybaceae. Gene Ontology annotation, biological process: protein targeting to membrane; peptidyl-L-cysteine S-palmitoylation. The coding region runs from base 1 to 1965 and encodes 654 amino acids. The transcript is spliced from 7 exons. Gene Ontology annotation, cellular component: endoplasmic reticulum; Golgi apparatus. Gene Ontology annotation, molecular function: protein-cysteine S-palmitoyltransferase activity. The record is from RefSeq and is a predicted model, not a curated record.